Molecule: messenger RNA, 369 nt
Organism: Fonsecaea multimorphosa CBS 102226
Lineage: Eukaryota; Fungi; Ascomycota; Eurotiomycetes; Chaetothyriales; Herpotrichiellaceae
Exons: 3
Coding region: 1-369 (122 amino acids)
Source: RefSeq, a predicted model, not a curated record
AUGGACCAACUCAAAGGUGCCUUCGACAGCUUCUCUGGGGGCAACAAUGCUCAACAACAGCAACAAAAAGAGAGCGGCCUCGGUCAGCAGAACGCUGCUUCUGGUAGUGGUAGCGGGAGCUUCCUAGGCGGAUUGGGUGACAAGCUCAAUGCUGCGGCUGGUGGUGGACCGGAAAGUGAGAAGAAUGAGGAUUACCUCGACAAGGGGGUCGACUUUGUCCAAGAGAAGUUCCUCGGUCAAGGUCCUCAGAACAACGAAUCCGCGGUUGAACAAGCCAAGGACGAGCAGAUCAGCGACUUCAUUCGAGACAAAUACAAGUCGGCCACUGGCAAGGAGUUUCCCGUCAAGGACAAGCCGACCCAGUUCUGA